AUGAGUGCUCAGGAGAUCAAACAAUCCAGAGAAGCAGUGCCUUUCUCUAGAGAAACGCUAGAGAGUGUGUUAAAGAGGCGGUUUUUUUUUGCGCCAUCCUUUGAGCUCUACGGUGGGGUAUCUGGCCUUUACGACUACGGUCCUCCAGGAUGUGCAUUCCAGGCUAACAUCGUGGACACCUGGAGAAAGCAUUUCAUUCUGGAAGAGGACAUGCUAGAGGUCGACUGUACUAUGUUGACUCCUCACGAAGUACUCAAGACGUCUGGUCACGUCGACAAGUUCUCUGACUGGAUGUGCAGAGACAUGAAAACUGGAGAAAUCUUCAGAGCAGACCACUUGGUGGAAGAAGUGCUCGAAGCUCGCUUGAAAGGUGAUCAAGAAGCUCGUGGUUUGGUGGCAGAUGCGAACGCUGACGCCCAGGACGACGCUGACAAGAAGAAGAGAAAAAAGAAAGUCAAGGAAAUCAAAGCCGUCAAGCUCGACGACAAUGUCGUGAAAGAGUACGAAGAGGUUCUUGCCAAGAUCGAUGGUUACUCGGGCGAGGAGUUGGGCGAGCUAAUGGUCAAGUAUAACAUUGGCAAUCCUGUCACUGGCGAAACUUUGGAGCCCCCAAGAGCUUUCAAUUUGAUGUUCGAAACUGCUAUUGGCCCAUCUGGUCAGUUAAAGGGUUAUUUGAGACCUGAGACAGCUCAAGGUCAAUUUUUGAACUUUAACAAGUUGCUAGAGUUUAACAACAACAAAGCUCCAUUUGCCUCUGCGUCCAUUGGCAAGUCAUUUAGAAACGAGAUCUCUCCUAGAUCGGGCCUCUUGAGAGUACGCGAAUUUUUGAUGGCUGAAAUUGAACAUUUUGUGGACCCUCUAGACAAAUCUCAUCCACGCUUCGCAGAAAUCAAAGACGUUAAAUUAAAGUUUUUGCCCCGCGAAGUUCAACAAUCGGGAUCCACUGAAUGUGUGGAAUCUACGGUUGGAGAUGCAGUCGCUUCUAAGAUGAUCGAUAAUGAAACUUUGGGUUACUUCAUCGCUAGAAUCUACCAAUUUUUGAUGACUAUUGGUGUGGAUGCUAGCAAGUUGAGAUUCCGUCAGCAUAUGGCUAAUGAAAUGGCCCAUUACGCUGCGGAUUGUUGGGAUGCGGAGUUGAAGACCUCGUACGGUUGGAUUGAAUGUGUCGGUUGUGCCGACAGGUCUGCUUAUGACUUGACUGUCCACGCUAACAAGACUAAGGAAAAGCUGGUUGUAAGGCAGAAAUUGGAUGAGCCAAUUCAAGUCACCAAGUGGGAGAUUGAGUUGACCAAAAAGCUUUUUGGUCCCAAAUUCAGAAAAGAUGCACCAAAGGUUGAGAGCUUUUUGCUGGGCUUGACCCAAGAGGAGCUAGAAGCAAAGGCCAAAGAUCUUCAAGCUUCUGGUAAGAUCGUCUUCACCGUUGAGGGAAUGGAUGGCCAGAUUGAGUUAGAUGAUAAAUUCGUCUCUAUUGAACAGAAAACAAGAACCGAACACGUACGUGAGUUUGUUCCAAACGUGAUUGAACCUUCUUUCGGUAUCGGCCGUAUCAUUUACUCUAUUUUUGAACACUCCUUCUGGUCGAGACCUGAAGACACUGCCAGAUCGGUCCUUUCCUUCCCCCCACUGGUUGCUCCAACUAAAGUUCUUUUGGUGCCUUUGUCCAAUCAUCCUGAUUUGUCUAGUGUGGCACAGGAUGUGGCAAAGGUUUUUAGAAAAGAAAAGAUACCUUUCAAGAUCGACGACUCCGGUGUGUCGAUCGGUAAGAGAUACGCUCGUAACGAUGAAUUGGGAACGCCUUUCGGAGUGACCAUUGAUUUUGACUCGGCCAAAGAUGGCACUGUCACUCUGAGAGAGAGAGACUCUACUAAGCAAGUUAGAGGAGCAGUAAGCGAAAUCGUGAAAGCCAUUCGUGAGAUUACUUACAAUGGAGUGUCCUGGGAUGAGGGUACCAAGUCAUUGGAACCUUUCGUCUCGCAAUCAGAAUAA
Messenger RNA from Lachancea dasiensis, 1986 nucleotides. NCBI's taxonomy places the organism in Eukaryota, Fungi, Ascomycota, Saccharomycetes, Saccharomycetales, Saccharomycetaceae. The record is from the annotation of a GenBank genome assembly.